Molecule: messenger RNA, 864 nt
Organism: Rangifer tarandus platyrhynchus (Svalbard reindeer)
Lineage: Eukaryota; Metazoa; Chordata; Mammalia; Artiodactyla; Cervidae
Source: the annotation of a GenBank genome assembly
AUGAGUUCCAGAAAGCAGGGUUCUCAAACUCGUGGACACCAAUCUGCCGAAGAAGACAAUUUCAAAAAACCAACUAGAAGCAACAUGCAAAGAAGUAAAAUGAGAGGGACAUCUGGAAAGAAGACAGCUGGUCCCCAGCAGAAGAAUCUGGAAGCAGCACUCCCAGGCAGAUGGGGGGGUCGCUCUGCUGAGAACCCUCCAUCAGGAUCAGUGAGGAAGACCAGAAAGAACAAACAGAAGACCCCUGGGAACGGAGAUGGUGGCAGCACCAGUGAAGCACCCCAGCCACCUCGGAAGAAAAGGGCACGGGCAGACCCCACAGUUGAAAGUGAGGAUGCUUUUAAGAAUAGAAUGGAAGUUAAGGUGAAGAUUCCGGAAGAAUUAAAACCAUGGCUUGUUGAGGACUGGGACUUAGUCACCAGGCAGAAGCAACUUUUCCAACUCCCAGCCAAGAAAAACGUGGAUACUAUUUUGGAAGAAUACGCCAACUGCAAAAGAUCACAAGGCAAUGUUGACAACAAGGAGUAUGCAGUUAAUGAGGUGGUGGGAGGGAUACAAGAGUAUUUCAACGUGAUGUUGGGCACCCAGCUGCUCUACAAAUUUGAGAGGCCCCAGUAUGCUGAAAUUCUCUUGGCUCACCCUGAUGCGCCAAUGUCCCAGGUUUAUGGGGCACCACACCUCCUGAGAUUAUUUGUAAGAAUUGGGGCAAUGUUGGCAUACACACCCCUUGAUGAGAAGAGCCUUGCAUUAUUGUUGGGCUAUUUGCAUGAUUUCCUGAAAUACCUGGCAAAAAAUGCUGCGUCUCUGUUCACUGCCAGUGAUUAUAAAGUGGCUUCUGCUGAGUACCACCGCAAAGCCCUGUGA